AAUCCACCAUAGCCAAUGCCAUUUAUGAAUUCAGCAAUCGAAACUAGCCGUUAGGCUUUCUGUAAGGAAGAGAGCGUAUGCCACCCACAUGAAUUGUCUCUCCACCGAAUACAAACAGCAACUCUCUCUCUCUCUCUCUCUCUCUCUCUCUAGAACUCUGAGAACCCUCACGUGCCCUGUCUUAGUCGUCUCUAAAACACACAGCUCUAGGAUCUCAGUCCUCCCAAUCCCACCAACUUCUUUUUCUCUUGUUCCAUUCCCUCCCUCCCUCUCUUAUCACUCUCACUUUCUCUCUCUAGAAUCAAGCAUAAACAGUUCGCCAUUGUUGGUGCUCUGUUUCUGACCAUGGACAGCAAAGGUCAGAACUUUCCCGCAUUUUCCGACUACCCAUCUCAAAAUUGGAGCCGGAUUUCCCACAAGAAGAAGGAAAAAUGGAAGUUUCUUCCUCUCCAACCCAAAUGCCCCCACUUCCUCCUCUUUCUCCACCUCCUCCUCUCCUUCUUCCACCCGGCCAGGCCCGAAAUCUGGGACGGCGUCAUUGUCACGGCGGCGGACUACCAAUCCCUCCAAGCAAUCAAGCACGAGCUCGACGACCCAAAGGGGUUCUUAAGGAGCUGGAACGACAGCGGUUACGGAGCCUGCUCCGGCGGAUGGGCUGGAAUCAAGUGCGCUCAGGGGCAGGUGAUUGUGCUCGAGCUUCCCUGGAGGGGGUUAGGUGGCAGAAUCUCCGAGAAAAUCGGACUGCUCCAGGCGCUGAGGAAGCUGAGCCUCCAUGACAACCAGAUUGAAGGGCCAAUCCCUCAAUCUUUAGGGUACCUUCCAAGCCUCAGAGGAGUUCAAUUAUUUAACAAUAAGCUUUCGGGUUCAAUCCCAAUUUCUUUAGGGUUUAGUCCUCUGCUCCAAACCCUUGAUCUUAGCAACAAUUUGCUCAUUGAUAAAAUCCCAGGCAGCAUUUUUAACUCCACCAAACUUUAUAGGCUCAAUCUGAGCUUCAAUUCGCUAUCGGGUUCUAUCCCGGGUAGUAUCUCCCGCUCACAUUCCCUCACAUUCCUUGCUUUCCACCACAACAAUUUAUCCGGCUCAAUGCCGAGCUCUUUAGGCCAGUUGAAUGAGCUUCAAGAGCUUGAACUUGGAAAUAACCAGUUCAAUGGAGCUAUACCGAAUGAAAUAGGGCGGCUUUCGAGAGUUAGAAUGUUAGAUUUUUCCAACAAUGCCAUCAAUGGAAGCUUGCCUUCUAGCUUCUAUAAUCUCUCCUCGCUAAUCCAGCUGAAUUUAGAAGGAAACAACAUCGAAGGCGAAAUCCCGGAAAGUCUUGGAAGUUUGAAAAACCUUUCUGUUCUUAACUUGAGGAAGAACAAAUUGCAGGGUCCAAUUCCUGCAGCUCUUGGCAACAUUUCGACGCUUACCCGCCUCGAUUUGUCGCUGAAUAAUGUCAGUGGUGAAAUUCCAGCUUCUCUUGCUGGUUUAUCACAUCUUGUUUUCCUCAAUGUUUCUUACAACAACCUCUCUGGUGCUGUCCCCGCUCCUCUCUCCCAGAAGUUCAAUUCGAGCUCCUUCGUCGGGAAUGUUCAGCUGUGCGGGUACAGUGCUUCAACUCCAUGCCCUUCCAAGGCACCGUCUCAGAGUGUCCCGGCUCCAGGCCCGGAGACUGCGAAGCUCCGCCACAGACUUGGUACCAAAGACAAAAUUCUUAUAGCAGCAGGAGUUCUUUUGGUAGUGUUGUUUGUACUCUGUUGCAUUCUGCUCUGCUGCUUGAUAAGAAAAAGAGCUGCAUCGAAAGGCAAGGAUGGCACAGGCGCAGCAAGGGCUGGAGCUGCGAGGACCGAAAAGGGUGUUCCGGCCAUUGGUGGAGAAGCUGAAUCCGGAGGAGAUGCUGGAGGAAAACUGGUACAUUUUGCCGGGCCAACGGCUUUCACAGCGGAUGAUCUUUUGUGCGCAACGGCAGAGAUUAUGGGAAGCACCUUUGGGACUGUGUACAAGGCGACAUUGGAGGAUGGGAGUGAAGUUGCAGUGAAGAGAUUGAGAGAAAAGAUUACGAAAAGCCAGAGGGAAUUCGAGACGGAAGUGAAUGUGCUUGGGAAAAUCAGGCACCCGAAUCUUCUGGCUCUGAGGGCUUAUUACUUGGGACCUAAGGGAGAAAAGCUUCUGGUUUUCGAUUACAUGCCGAGAGGGAGUCUUGCAGCAUUUCUCCAUGCUCGAGGACCGGAUACUUCGAUUAAUUGGCCAACAAGAAUGGGAAUAGCAAAGGGCAUGGCAAGAGGUCUCUCCUACCUCCACGCCAAUGAGAACAUUAUCCAUGGCAACCUCACAUCCAGCAACAUCCUACUUGAUGAGCAGACGAAUGCCAAGAUCUCAGAUUACGGCCUCUCCCGCCUCAUGACGGCCGCUGCCAAUUCCAACGUGAUUGCAACCGCCGGAGCACUAGGGUACCGAGCCCCGGAGCUCUCAAAGCUCAAGAAGGCCAACACGAAAACUGAUGUUUACAGCCUUGGGGUGAUCAUAUUGGAACUCCUAACAGGGAAGUCUCCUGGAGAGCCGAUGAACGGUUUGGAUUUGCCUCAGUGGGUUGCUUCCAUUGUGAAGGAGGAGUGGACCAACGAAGUUUUCGACUUGGAACUGAUGAGGGACGCGUCUAUCAUCGGUGACGAGCUGCUAAACACACUGAAACUAGCUCUGCAUUGUGUUGAUCCUUCGCCAUCGGCAAGGCCAGAAGUUCAACAGGUUCUGCAGCAGCUAGAAGAGAUCAGACCCGAAACAGCCGCCAGUUCCGGCGACGACGGAGCUGAAGCCCCUUCAGCAAGUGAUGAGUGAAAGCGGGUUUCAGAAAAAGGGGUUCGGUAGCUAGUCCAAGAUUCUUUCAUUCUUGAAUAUUAGUUUUGGUUUUGUUACACUUCAUCAGUGUCUGUAGAUACAGUUUUUCUCUCUCGAUUAAAUUAAGAGUGUUGCGAUUUUGUUGAUCGUUCUAAUUCUAUUGGCCAAUGAAAGUUAUCUUUGGUUUCGAACUUGUCA
Pyrus x bretschneideri (Chinese white pear) is the source of this 3009-nucleotide messenger RNA. RefSeq names its product probable leucine-rich repeat receptor-like protein kinase IMK3. The record is from RefSeq and is a predicted model, not a curated record. NCBI's taxonomy places the organism in Eukaryota, Viridiplantae, Streptophyta, Magnoliopsida, Rosales, Rosaceae. Gene Ontology annotation, biological process: protein phosphorylation. Gene Ontology annotation, molecular function: protein binding; ATP binding; protein kinase activity.